GUGGCAUGCGCUACAUUGGUCCACGAGCAGAGGCAAGAACACAUAGCCAAGUUGUAAGAGAUAUGCACAUUGCACAGACUUCCCAAAGUACAGUGAAUGGCAUAAAGGGGCCAUCCGUUUUGAUGAUACUUAACGGUUUCAACUUUGACAAGGGGAGCAGUGCAGAUUAUAUGCACUGCGUUCUGCUGGGAGUGAAAAGGCAGAUCACCGAUGUCUUGUUGAGCACUACUGUGUGCUCAGAAAGAUUUUACAUAGGCAGUCCGUCUUCUGUGAGGGAAGUGAAUAGCCGCCUGUUGAGUAUUCAACCUGCGCACUGCAUUACACGCUCGCCACGCCACAUUGAUGACAGGGCUCAUUGGAAAGCUUCGGAAUGGAAGCAUUGGCUUCUGUUUUAUGCCCUGCCAUGCCUAGAUGACCUAACCCAGGAAUACUGGCGACACCUGGCAAAGCUGUGGGAGGCUGUGCACAUUUUGCUCAGAAAAGAAAUAUCAGCCAGAGAGAACGACUAUAAAG
Rhipicephalus microplus (southern cattle tick) is the source of this 513-nucleotide messenger RNA. RefSeq lists its product as uncharacterized. NCBI's taxonomy places the organism in Eukaryota, Metazoa, Arthropoda, Arachnida, Ixodida, Ixodidae. The record is from RefSeq and is a predicted model, not a curated record.